This is a messenger RNA of Malaya genurostris, 4123 nucleotides long. RefSeq names its product protein takeout-like. The transcript has 5 exons. The coding region runs from base 2822 to 3586 and encodes 254 amino acids. The record is from RefSeq and is a predicted model, not a curated record. Lineage: Eukaryota; Metazoa; Arthropoda; Insecta; Diptera; Culicidae.
UUGUGUUGUCAAUAGUAGCCGCUGCUGAUGCUGCUCAAGGAUUGGUUGCGUUUCGAAGGGAUGCUAGUGCGAAUUAAAACCCCAAAAGUAACAAUUAGUGCGUCAAUGAAAUUGGUGGUGCCAGAUUCAGCAACGUUUGUGAACUAUUGAGUAGAAAAUGUGCAAUUGUUACGUCCAUCGUAGAAUAAACAUGACAAAAGAGAAGAAAAUGGUUCGCGAUUUUGAAGUUGAAGCCAAAUAUUUGCAAACUAGCAACAUUGACAAAUAACAUUGAAACAAAAACGAAAGUGAAAAAUGAAGAAAGAGUGUGAGGAAUGAACAAAAAUAUUGAUCCAAUACAAACUUGCUAGAAAAAUUAACAUAUGUUAACAAGCUCUGAAGAAUUGGGUCAAAAAGAUCUCUUAGUCUCAAACCAAUAAUAUACUUCUCAUGCUCAAUCGUUAGUGCCUAGUCAGAGCGAAUUUUAAAAUGUACUUCUUGGAUCAUUUUUAUUUGGUUUAAAAAUAUGACAUAAAUUUUUUCAAUAGCUCUUCAUUUUGCUAACUGAUCGAUGGGCUGAGUUUGAAUCGAAUUGAUCUUGAUUGAGAUGAACACGGAAAAAAUGCAUGUUCGAAAUUGAAUGAUUGAGUAGUUAUGUUGUUUCAGAUAAGUAGUUAUGUUAUUUCCACUGAAUCAUGUUUUGAUGCGAUUUUGCUCGGUUGCUUAGUAACUUGUGGACUUGUUAUCAAGUGUUCAUUUUAUUGUCGAAAAGAAGAACGCAUGUUAUCCUCCGGUAGUUUUUCAUUCGUAGCAGGCGUGCGUUUCAGUAAAUAUUAUCCAGUUCGUCGCUUGUAGUUAGAAGUAUUUGAAGUCUUUUUAUGUCGAUUUGAUUAUAAUUAGCUAACACAAAAGACAUAGUUUCGUAAAUGGUUGUCAGUACUGUGUUGAUGUUUUUAAUAAGAAUUGGCCUAACAUCUCAUUUUAGGAGCUCAAGAAUAAUUGUCAUUUCGAAUAUGAAUUUUGCUAUCCUUAACGGUUUUUAGUGAAGGACGUUUUGUUUACAAACGAAUUUCCGACACCUUCACCACGUAGGAAUGAACAAAAUCUUACUGAACUGGUUUGCAUCUGAUUACGAAUUUCGAAACCAUGCGCAGUCCAAUGCGGUUUUCCCAUAUCAGAUGUCACUUCAAACCAAACCGGUGUGUCAUUUGAUUCGUUUUUCGAUCGACACGUGGUCACGGGUACUUUCCUUUCUAAAACGAAAUGUUUUGCAAGCCUGUCGUACUUUGCUCAAUUUCGAGAGAGAGAGAGAGAGAGAGAGAAGUUAAAUCGAAAGAGAUUCCUAUUGAAUCGGUGCGGAUGUCUUCAAGGUAAACCUAUUGCCAACCACCGUUUUGUACGAAACCUUGUCGUCUUGCCAUUUCGAAAUGAACUAUCCGAGCAAGGAUUUGCGGUGCUUUGAGACGACAAUAGCGGCUGUAGAAAUUUCACCAACUACAUAGCGAGUCAAUCGGAACAGUAACUCAAAUAUGUUAGAAUAGAUCCAUAACUUAUUCGUCAUACCUAAUAGUUAUGUUGUAUAACUUCAGAUUGCAUUACUUUGGUAAAACAAUUACCAAUCCUACCUAACGUAAAAAUUUGAUUCCAUUUAUUCAUAUUUCAAUAUUGUAAGUCGCUCAAAUCUGUUAUUAAUGAGUUAGGAGUUAGUUUAGUUAGUUAGAAAGUUUCAAAAUUUUUACAAUGUUUCAACAUAAGCCAUCAUCACACUUGUCAGAAAGCUUGGGUUGCUUAGAUCCAGUAUGAUGUGUUCAGAAUGCUAUACUCUAUAAGCGGUUUUGAAAUUUUUCUCAGCUAUUCUUUUUUCACUAACAAAAAAAAAGCAGACUUAAACAUAGAAAAAAAAGCAACAAUCGUUUCUUGUUUUCGUUUGAUUGUUUUCAUAGAAGUUCGUUCUAUAUUCGUUCCAUUUGGGGCUAAGAAUCAGGACAGAAGUAUUUCACCAAAAGCCAUAAUUUCGUUGAUUUUCCCUGGAUCAUACCUUCAUUUUUUUGUUGAAAUUUAACGCUAUAAGUAAUAGAAGAAGUCCGCUCAAACUCGGUUUAGUAAAUUUUGAUAUGCAGGAAGAGUGUAUCUUAGCUUGAACUUUAUAGAUGAAAAUAGUUUAUAGUUUAGUACCACACUCAACCUGACAAACGAUCCGCUUUGAAUUCAGGGAACUAAAUUCCGAUGCGAAGUCUUAACCUUCUGUUUCAAAAUACCACACAUCCUUGGAAUAUUCUGAAUUUAAGAAAUUUUUUUCUUAAACAAAGAAAACCUAGAGUUUCCUGGAAACUGGAAUGUUCUUCCCUAAGGUUAAAUUUUCAGAAACUUUUUAUUUCGGUUGCUUUGCUCGAUUCUUAUAAAUAGUAACUUCGGGAGGAGUAGGUAAUAGGAGCUUUUUUGGUCAAAUUUACAAGAUAAAGUUUGAGUGAAGCAAUAUAAGGGCAUUACAUUUUUCUGUGGAAAUCUACUUUUGCAAUGGACUUCACAGAUGCUACGAUCAUACUGACACUAAGAAUCUUUCCAGAUAGGAAAUUAAAACAUAUGACACGUGAUUAGCGAGACUGGCACCUUAUUAUCUGAACCACCAACCCAAGACUGUUAAGCAUUUGUCAAGCGUGAAAUUGAGAGCAAAGAAGGGUAAGCAUCCACAGCUACGAAGCUUCGGCAUUAAAAGGAGAAACAUAAGUACACAACUAAAUCACACACACACACCCACCGAUUGACGGGGGAGCAACAGACAAGCGAGCACUGACUGAGUAAAACGAAGCAAAUCGGUGUUUGAGCAAUUUUCGAAACAAAAAUGUAUUCUUCUACGAUGGCGGUAUGGAGCUUGCUUGGAUAUCUGGCGGUCCUGGCGGGCACUUCCUGGGCGGCGUAUGAAAGACCACCGUAUGUGUUGCCGUGCCGACGGAAUGAUCCGGAAAUCAACAAGUGCAUCAAGAACUCGUUCAACCACAUCCGCCCGUACAUCGCGGCUGGAUUGGCCGAGCUACGUACACCCCCGCUGGAACCGCUGCGAAUCGAAGAACUGGCCAUGGAAAACAAUGCCGGAGCGGUGCGCAUCAAGGCCCUGUUUACCGACAUCGUUGCCAGUGGAGCCGGAAACUACACCAUCAAGGAUGUGCGCAGUGACGUGAAAAAACUGCGGAUCGAUAUGAGCCUGGGAAUUCCCAGAGUUGAGACCCGCGGAAAGUAUGAAAUCAUCGGCAAUGUACUGCUACUGCCCGUUCGCUCUAAUGGUGAAUUCUGGACCGAAUUCACCGACAUCAGUGCCAUCGCCAAAAUCUACGGCAAACCGGUUGAACGUGACGGCGAAACAUUCAUGAGCAUCGAAAAGAUGGUUGUUGAUUUCACGAUGAAGAAUGCACGCUUCAAGGUCAAGGAUCAUGUCAACACUCAGAAUGUUCUAGGAGAGGCCAUCAAUCAAUUCCUGAACCAAAACGCUAACGAGCUGGUCCAGGAGAUGAGACCGGCUGCCUCUCAGAGUAUCGCCAAACUGUUCCGCAAGUUCCUGAACGACGCUUUCAGUAACAUCCCAAUGCGGCUGUGGCUGUUGGACGACUAGAGACACGGAUCUACUUUUGGUUUUCGUUGGAAAACCGGUGGUCAUCGGAUGUGUGUGCGUGCGUAUGUAUGUGUGCAAAUGCAGUCACAGUAUAGUGAUAAGCGCUUCUACCUAGCCGCUAAGUGAUAUGUUAGUUUGUAAGACUUGAUCUUUCGACCACAAUAGGGCAAUUUUCAGAGGAUCUAAGGAUGAUGAAAGGGAAGAGUCAUCGAAUUUCAACAACCUAGAAAGGGCCAAGCUAGCACAAGUUAUUAUUUAUUGAAAGUGUAGUGCUAUUGUGAAGAUCUUUUUUGUAAGUAUUGCAAAUCUGCGUUUUUCGAUUUCAGGAAUCUCUCUGCGAUGAAAACGAGAGUUUGACUGGUGCGAAAACAAAGAAACAGAAACGUACAAAAAGUCAGAACGCGAGUAAUGAUCGUCUAGAGUGUAAGAUGCAUGUAAUUGUAAAUACGAAUAAAGUAUUGUACCGUGUAAUUGUAAAAAUUCUCGAUAGUUGUGGUCAAUUUGUAGAAAUGUUUAUAAAUAAAGGAUCGAAAGCGA